Saitoella complicata NRRL Y-17804 is the source of this 1419-nucleotide messenger RNA. Its product is annotated as acetylglutamate kinase. Gene Ontology annotation, cellular component: mitochondrial matrix; cytoplasm. The transcript has 3 exons. Gene Ontology annotation, molecular function: L-glutamate N-acetyltransferase activity, acting on acetyl-CoA as donor; N-acetyl-gamma-glutamyl-phosphate reductase (NADP+) activity; acetylglutamate kinase activity. Lineage: Eukaryota; Fungi; Ascomycota; Saitoellomycetes; Saitoellales; Saitoellaceae. The record is from RefSeq and is a predicted model, not a curated record. Bases 1 to 1419 code for a protein of 472 amino acids. Gene Ontology annotation, biological process: L-arginine biosynthetic process.
AUGGAUGACUCGCGCUCGACCGUCUGCAAGCUUGAACCGCACAAAAAAGUAGAAGACCUACUCCACCCUCCUCUCCACUCAUUUUCUACAUAUCGAAUGCUCGCCAUCAAGCGCGCAGCAUUCCAGGCACACCCCCGUUCCGCCGACUCCGAUCGCAGCACGAUCAUCAAGCUCUUGUCGAGCAUUGGGUCGAAGAAGGAGGUUGAACAGUAUUUGCGUCAGUUCUCGUCUGUUGACUCGCAGAAGUUCGCGGUGAUCAAGGUGGGAGGAGCGUGUAUCGCCGAUCCUACCGAGCGCAACCUCUUGGCCAACCAGCUUUCCUUCUUGAACCAGGUUGGAUUGUACCCCAUCGUCAUUCACGGUGCUGGACCCCAGCUCAACAAGCUCCUCGAGGAGGCGGGCGUUGAGCCCCAAUAUGAGGGCGGUAUUCGCAUCACGGACAAGAAGACUCUUGAAGUCGCCCGCAAGGUCUUCUUGGAGGAGAACCUCAAGCUUGUCGAGGCUUUGGAGUCCAUGGGAACCCGCGCCCGUCCCAUUCCCAACGGUGUCUUCCGUGGUGAGUACCUCGACAAAGAUCUCUACCAAUACGUCGGUAAAAUCACCUCUGUCGACAAAGCCGCUAUCGAGUCCUCCAUCCGCGCUGGGGCUCUCCCUAUCUUGACUUCGUUGGCCGAGACUCCUUCAGGUCAAAUCUUGAACGUCAACGCUGAUGUCGCGGCUGGAGAGUUGGCCCGCGCGAUCCAACCCAUGAAAAUCAUCUACCUCAACGACAAGGGCGGUCUCCUCAACGGCACCACCGGCGAGAAAAUCUCCGUCAUCAACCUCGAUGAGGAAUGGGACGCACUCACCAAGGAACCUUGGUUCAAAUUCGGCACCCGUCUCAAGAUCAAGGAAAUCAAGGAUUUAUUGGAGACGUUGCCCAGGAGCUCUAGUGUCGCAAUCAUCAGCACGGGCGACUUGCAGAAAGAGUUGUUCACGGAUUCGGGCGCGGGUACCCUCAUCAGACUAGGAAACAAGUUGUGCACGUGGAAGACCCAGGAAGAGCUCCCGGCAAACUUGGGCGAGAUCUUGGCUGAGCGCACCCCCAACUCGGGAACCAUCUUCGCAGCACUCGACGCCGCUCCCUCAUUCACUUCCUACGGCGACGAAGGCCUCGAAGUCUUUGCUGCCGUCGCUCCCCCCACCUCCUCCGCCCCCUCCAAACUCCUCGCCUUCACCCCCUCCAAAACCGGAUGGCUCAACAACGUCGCCGACAAUGUCUGGUCCCUCAUCCGCAAGAACCACGAGAGCUUGGUCUGGUUCGUUGAGGAAAGCGAUGAGAACUGUGCCUGGUGGUUCGGAAAGAGUGAGGGAAGUUAUGUGAAGGAUGGGAAGGUCAUGUUUUGGUAUGGGGUUAGGGACGAGGGGGUAAAAGUGUGA